Molecule: messenger RNA, 2279 nt
Organism: Zingiber officinale
Lineage: Eukaryota; Viridiplantae; Streptophyta; Magnoliopsida; Zingiberales; Zingiberaceae
Product: GTP-binding protein At3g49725, chloroplastic-like
Exons: 14
Coding region: 106-1956 (616 amino acids)
Cellular component (GO): cytoplasm
Molecular function (GO): ribosome binding; GTP binding
Source: RefSeq, a predicted model, not a curated record
GGCAGGGGGAGUACGAAAUUUCGCUGGUCUAAAUUUAAGUCCCACCCUCGCCGGCUCGCUCCGCCGCCCGUGUCUGCCCCUCCCUCCGCCGAGCAACCCUCUAUCAUGCUGAGAGCCAUCGCUCGCCUCCGAACCCCACUCCGGUCGCUGCCCAAACCCACUCCCAUCUUUCCUUUUUCUCCUCCUUUGCCUCUCUUCUCACCGGCCCUCCCCUCGACACCUUCCUCCUCCGCUCUACUCACCGCCGCCUCCUUCUCCUCCAGCCGCCGGAGUAGAGAGGAGACCGAUCAAAAUGAGAUUCCAGCGGGCAGCGUCUCUAUCUUCGGUCGUGACCCCACGCGACCGCCGAGGCUGUUCGUGGUCCAGCCCCGCCUCCGCCCCGAUUCCCUCCUCAAAUCCAAGCUCGCUGAAGCUCUUAACCUCGCGAAUUCUCUUGAGGAGCCUAGGGAUGGAUUCUUCGAGGAGGAGUUUAGCGCCAAGGAGCGGCCUCCCCAUGUCGUUGUGCAGAACCCCGCUGCCAGAUCGCAGAGAAUGCAUUCGGACAAAUAUUUUGGACAAGGGACAGUUGAAAAUGUUAAAUGCCAUCUUACAGCCUUUGAAACAGAGAAUAACAUAGAUGCAGUUUUCAUCAAUGCAAUCCUUUCUGGGAUUCAGCAAAGGAAUUUGGAGGUUGCUUGGGGGAAACCAGUCUUAGAUCGUGUAGGACUUAUUAUUGAGAUAUUCAAUGCUCAUGCUGAAACAAAAGAAGCAAAAUUGCAGUCAGAAUUAGCAGCCCUUGUGUAUAAGAGGAGCAGACUUGUGCGAGUCCGUGGUUCAGGUGGCCGGCUGACUUUCGGGGGAAGUGGAGAAGCAGAAGUUGUCAGUGCUCGAGGGAGAGCAAGUGGAGGGCGUGGCUUCAUUAGUGGUGCUGGAGAAACUGAACUGCAGCUUCAACGCCAGAGAAUCCAGGAACGUAGAACUUAUUUACUAUCCCAGAUUGAGGAAGUUCGACGAACAAGGGCUUUGCAACGAUAUGCACGCAAAAGGCAUGGUAGUUCAUAUGGCCAUUCCUUGGCAACUGUUGCUGUUGUUGGAUAUACAAAUGCUGGCAAAUCUACAUUAGUCAGUGCUCUUUCCGAAAGUUAUGUGUACAGUGAUGAUAGGUUAUUUGCAACUGUGGAUCCUCGAUUGCGGAGUGUCAUUCUUCCAUCAGGGAAGAAAGUGCUUCUUAGUGAUACUGUUGGCUUCAUCUCAGAUUUGCCUGUACAGUUAGUGGAAGCAUUUCACGCAACCUUGGAAGAAGUGGUUGAAGCAGACUUGUUAGUACAUGUGCUAGACUCCAGUUCACCUGAUCUUGAUGAACAACGUGAAACUGUACUACAAGUGCUGAAACAGAUUGGGGUAUCAGACGAGGAGAUUCAAAAUAUGAUUGAAGUUUGGAAUAAAAUUGAUCUUCUUGAAAAUAAUGGUGAAGCUGAAGACUUUCACGAAGAAGAAGAAAGCACUGGUGAAGACACUGAAAAAUGGCAAGAGGAGGAUAUGGAUUCUGAUGGUUUAUCAGGUGAACUUAUAGAUGCUGAGGAUGAUGAGUGUGAUGAUCACCAGACUUCUGAACUUUCACAAGAAGAAACUAUGGAUGGUGCUGAUGACAUGGACUCUUCUGGGGACACGGAUUUCAAUGAUGUUCCCUCUGAACUUCCAUCUGAAGAGAGUCUGAAAAAUUUUGAUGUUCAAAAGGAUGAUGACUGUUUGGUAGAAUGGAAUAAUAAGAAGGAUACAAAAGAAAGCCAUGAAACCUGGGCAACCAACCGUGUGAAAAUUUCUGCAGUGACAGGAGUUGGCUUACAAGAGUUGCUGUAUCUCCUAGACAAGAAGCUAAAUUCAGAUAAACCCUCCGAACAGAAUACUUUUGGUCCUUACGAUAGGAAAUGGAGACCUUCAUAUUCUGCAGAUGUUGAAAAGGCUACAGAGCAGUAGUAGGUAUCAAUUUUCUUUGAAGAGAUGAUUGUCCCUCAAUGGACAUUCUUUAGGAACUCGAUUUGAAGAAGACAUAUAUCUUAAUGGAAAUUCACUUCAGGUGAUUGAAUCAUGCAUUGCGUUUCUUCCUAAAUUCUUUUGGUUCGUAUGGUAAUUCAAGGGUGAUGCUAUUGUUGCAAGCUGCAUCAAAACUGAAGAUUUAGGUUACAAAAGCCUGACCGAGAGAUUGUAAUAAAAAUGUAAGAUGUCUUUACAUUUUUGUGAUAACACAAAGGAUCCAUUACAUAUUUAAACUAAAGUUAAAUCGUCUUAUUAUUCCCCCA